AUGGUAUGGGGCGCUUCUUCAAUCAUGCUUCACAAGUAUUGCCUGUUCUGUCUCACUAUUAUCGCCAGCCUCUCCGGUCUCUUCGUUGUGAGCGUGGAUGGCGCAAUAUUCGGCAGGGACGACGAAGGCCAACACCAGAUAUCUGAGGAACUUUUUGGCUCACUAGAAGAGCUCGCACGUAUCGUCGAUGUCUCGUACUGUGUUGGAACCACUGAAGUUCGGAAGCCAUUCGAGUGUCUCAGUCGUUGUAGCGAAUUCCAGGGCUUCGAACUGGUCACCACAUGGAAUACCGGCCCUUUCCUCUCCGAUUCCUGUGGCUACAUAGCCCUAUCUCAUGAACCAUCCCCGAAACGCAUCAUCGUUGCCUUUCGCGGUACUUACUCGAUCGCCAACACGAUCAUCGAUCUAUCUGCCUAUCCUCAGGCCUAUGUACCGUAUCAUCCCGAGAAUGGAAAAGAGUCUGCCCUUUUACAAUGUCUGAACUGCACCGUCCAUGCAGGUUUUUUGACCUCUUGGAGCAACACUCGCGCCAUAGUACUCAAGCACGUGUCUGCGGCAAGGGCCCGGUAUCCGGAUUACGACUUGAUCUUGGUCGGUCACUCGCUUGGUGGCGCCGUCGCCGCACUCGCCGGUGUCGAAAUGCAGCUACGCGGGUGGGAUCCACAAGUCACCACGUUCGGAGAGCCAAGGAUCGGAAACAAGGCACUUGUCGGAUUUCUGGAUCGAAUCUUCGAUCUGGAUGGCUUGAGGGAAGGAAAGGGAGCUGAUGCCCGGGACCCAAGAUUUCGAAGAGUCACACAUGUCAACGAUCCGGUGCCCCUACUCCCACUGCAGGAAUGGGGCUAUGAGAUGCACGCGGGGGAGAUAUUUAUCGCUAAAGCGGAGCUUCCACCGUUACCCCAUGACAUCAAAAUAUGCCAAGGCGACAGCGAUGCUCGAUGCAUUGCAGGGACGGAUGAAGCUGUAGGGCUGAUGCUGAAGGAGUUUGAUGAUAUCAUUUUGGACAAGCAACCCCUAUCGAAACGAGUCGAAUCACCCCAUCAGGCUGUUUUGAAAGAUGGAAAUUCUGACAGUAGUGCAAAUGCUGUCGUUGCUGAUCAUAAGCAACCACAGACGCCAUUCAGCCUCCCUUGGCAUCUCAUUUCCUCCAGAUACCGGCUGUGGGAGCUAUUCUUUGCACAUCGCGACUAUUUCUGGCGGCUUGGGCUUUGUGUACCAGGUGGUGACCCAACUGGCAAGAGAUAG
Aspergillus thermomutatus is the source of this 1245-nucleotide messenger RNA. RefSeq names its product lipase family protein. The record is from RefSeq and is a predicted model, not a curated record. Bases 1 to 1245 code for a protein of 414 amino acids. The transcript has 2 exons. NCBI's taxonomy places the organism in Eukaryota, Fungi, Ascomycota, Eurotiomycetes, Eurotiales, Aspergillaceae. Gene Ontology annotation, biological process: lipid metabolic process.